Messenger RNA from Botrytis cinerea B05.10, 2448 nucleotides. RefSeq lists its product as hypothetical. The record is from RefSeq and is a predicted model, not a curated record. Bases 407 to 1204 code for a protein of 265 amino acids. The transcript is spliced from 2 exons. NCBI's taxonomy places the organism in Eukaryota, Fungi, Ascomycota, Leotiomycetes, Helotiales, Sclerotiniaceae.
GAGAGUAUCUCCUGAUGUAGUAUGGCUUGGAGUCAUGGGCAAAUCGUUUCUUCCUUCGUUCUUCGGAGUAUUUCCGAAAAGGGAAAAUAGUCUCUGAUAGGCCAGAAUAUCGGCUUCCUCGGUCGUGUUUCCUAGAGUGGAAAAUACUCUCUGAUAGGAUGGAUGUCUAUACUAAAGCUUGGAAUGAGGAUCUCAAGAUCAAUUCAUCGUGUCAACGAUAGAACGAUAUCCAGAAACUUCAAUGGCUUCGCAUGGAGUUUGUGCUAGAUCCGAUUUCCGUCUUCUCUUGAUGUAGAGAUGGAAUUGCUAUAAAUAUAAUGUAUAUCCCACUGACAAAAUAGAUCAUAUACUUUCAGAAACAAACAUAUCAAACGACUACCCCUCGAGUUCUCAUCAUAAACCGAAAAUGGCAUCCCGUACAAUCGUUCUCAUUACCGGCGCAAAUAGUGGUAUUGGCUAUGAAGCAGUAAAGGCCUUUCUACAAUCUACCAAACCUUACCAUAUCCUUUUUGGUGCUCGUUCUUUGGGAAAGGCUCGAAUUGCCGUUGAGGAUUUGAAGAAGGAAGUUCCAGAGUCUAAGAAUACAAUUGAAACACUCGAGGUUGAUCUUGUGAGUGAUGAGAGUAUUGAGAAGGCUUUUGAGACGGUCAAGGAGAAGUAUGGGAGAGUUGAUUCAUUGGUUAACAAUGCCGGCGCAACAUAUGAUAUCGCAUAUAUAAACGGUAAAGGAACACUCCGUGAAUGUUUCAACAACGCCUACGAUGUCAAUGUAGCUGGUACUCACGUCCUCACCUCCACAUUCAUACCCCUCCUCUUCAAAUCCUCCGAUCCUCGUCUGAUAUUCGUUACUGGCCUAUCAGCCAUCAAUCAAGCGGCGCAAAAAUAUUUCCCAACCCCUCCACAACCCGCUGGAUGGCCCAAGAAAAUCGGCUUCGAAACCAUCGGUUACAGAUGUUCGAAAGUGGCACUUAAUAUGUUGAUGUUGGAUUGGAAUCAUAAGUUGCAGGCGGAUGGAGUAAAGGUUUGGGCUGUGGGACCGGGCAUGUGCGCUACGAAUCUUGGGGGGUUAGGUCCAGAGCUUGCGUAUAAGAUGGGCUGUGAGCAUCCUAGUAGGGGAGGAUUGAUUAUUAGGAGUGUGAUUGAGGGAGAGAGAGAUGAGGAUGUGGGGAAGAUUGUAGGGAGGGAUGGUGUGAUUGAUUGGUGAGUGAGUGAGGGUGAGGGUGAUGGUAGGUAUUGUUGGGUAAGAAGUAUGGGAUAGUUAGUUAUUUAUUUUCUUAUACGCAGUAUUUUCAGGCAAUGCUUCUGCUCUCAAGCUUUUGGAAUACCAAUGGGUAGUAUACCAUACCAUAAGUACGUUAAAAAUAUCCCUUCUUUAUUUCAACAGCACCAUCCAUUUUAUCAAGUCUUUGCGUACAUAAGAAUGAGAUAGGUGGUGAACUCUUAUUAGCUCAAGCUGGGCAAUCGAUACACUUAGCCGGUUCUCUUCACUCAGUGCGUAUCGCAAUCACAAAAAUGACUAUUAGAUAACUUGGGGGCUUGCUAAAUGUGUUGCGGUUGUGUUGGGGUGUUGUAAUAUGGAUAGAUGGAUGAAUGAAUGAAUGAAUGUAAAGUUGCUAAGGGAUUUAUGAGGGAGUGACGUGGAUUAAUUACUUUUGAGAGAGAGAGAGAGAGAGAGAGAGAGAGAGAGAGGAGAGGAGAGCAGUUUCGAUGUGCAUUUUGAAUUUUGUUGUAUUGUCGUCGUGAUUAUUGUUAUUAUCUCUCUGUAUAUGGGAAGCGUUGUAUUGUUGUUUCAUUGUUAUGUUGUUCUGUUGUUUUGUGGUGAGAUGAGAUGAAAUAAGAACGAGGAUGAGGAUAACAACUCAAAUAUUAAUUUCUAGUUUUUUGAAUGGGUGGUGCUGUAGGUAGCUAGAGAGGGGUGAGGGGGAUGGGGAGAGAGGGGGCUUAAUGGUAUAUUCACUAGUUUGUGUUUGUACUUGCGGAUUAUAGUAAAUGGUGGAUGGUAGAUGGUGGGGUAAGGAGGAGUAGCGAGAUUUCAAGGUUAAGGAAUUUCUAUAGCAUUGGUGUUUAAGGAGUCUAAAUCCUGGAUUCAGUGUUGCAGCGAUAAUAGUGACUGGCCAGCUGUUGGCUAUUUGAGGGUCUGUGGGCUUGAAUUGGAGUAUGAGGGUUUGGGUGUGUACUGAAAUAUCAGACUAUCAUAUUUUUUAUUGUUGUCUUGGGAUGGGAUGUUGGUGUGAAAUAGUGGUGCUUUGCAGUGUUAUCGGGAUGAUAUUUGUUGUUGUUUUUGGUUUAUUGGGGAGGGCGGUCAUGGGAAAGGGGGGGGGAGUACUAGUAUUUGAUAUUUACGAAGUGUUUGGAAAGGUAUGUUAGUUGGUGAGUCGAUGGGAAGGACCCCCCCAAAAAACACUUAAUCAUUAUUAGAUGUGGAACCCAGUUUGAGAAUGAUAGACA